CAAUGAAAGACAGCUGCGUCGUAGUUGAAUAGCUGCAAAAACGGGCAGCACAAGGCAUCACUGCACCGCCAGAGACUGCAAAAAUCGAGGCGUCGUAGUUUAACAGCCACCGUGGUAUUAGGCUUAUCGCUACACCAGUGCAGCAUCAAGGCAUCACUGCACCGCCAACGAGCGAAGAAGCAUGCGCGUGAUGCUCUUCGCGGCCACAGGAGCGCUGCGCUGCAGCAGCCUUCGCCUGAGCGCGCUGCGCACCAACGCUGCACGCCGCGGCGUCGCGUUGCAUGCCACAACUUCGGCCGCGCGCCAGGCGCGGCGCGCGGCGGCACUAAACGACGCGUCGAAUCCCUACGCCGGCAAGACCGUCGCGGACCUCAAAGUUUUGCUAAAGGAGCGGGGGCUGCCCGUGUCGGGCGUCAAGAGUGCGCUCCUCGAGCGGCUCGCGGCCAGCGACGGAGGUGCAUUGGCUGCGACCCCGCCGCGACGUGCUGACCCAGCCCUGAAGACGGUGGAAGCGGCCGAGGCACCGCCUCAAACUGUACCGAAGAAGAGCGAGCCCACGGGCCGGCCCUUCGCGACGCUCGGCCUGAGUUCGCGCCUCGCCGCGAAUUUAGAAAGCCAAUUAGGAGCGGACGCGCGCAUGACGCCGAUCCAGGAACUCGCGUUUCCCGCGGCGCGGCGCGGAGACGACGUCGUGGCAAGGGCGCAGACGGGCACGGGCAAGACGCUCGCGUUUCUAGUUCCGAGUCUGGAGCGCCUCGAGACCGACCUCAACAACAGGCGGCCGGCUUUGGUGGUACUGUCGCCGACGCGCGAGCUCGCGCAGCAGAUCCACGCCCAGGCUAUGAGCCUCUGCGAGGGUUUGGGGCUGCGGUGCGGCUGCGUCGUCGGCGGCACGAGCAAGGGCGGGGACCUGCGGCGACUGCGGCGCGGCGUUGAUGUAUUGUGUGCGACGCCGGGGCGGCUCUGCGACUUGCUGGGCGAGGACGCGAAAUUACUGAGGGGCACGAAAACACUAGUGCUCGACGAGGGCGACCGCUUACUGGACGAGGGUUUUGAAAGGCAGCUCUCGCAGAUCAUCGAGGCGUCUUCUAGAUCUCGUCAGACGCUGUGCUUUUCUGCUACCAUGCCGGCGGACCUCAAGCGCAUGCUCGACUCGGGCGCGGUCCGCUCGGAAUACGAGCGCGUCGACGCUACUGGCGCCGCUGGUUCAGUCGAUCAGACGGCCUCAAGGGUGGAUCUGCGGCGCGUCGCGCUACCAAAAGGCGCGGACGCGCUGGGCGCCCUCGCGAACGUCCUCAAGAAGCACAGGGAGGGCCGCGCGGGGUCCAAGGUCGUCGUGUUUCUUCCCACGACGGCCGCGGCCGAGCUGGCGUCGGCCUACCUCGCGAACCGAGGGCUCAGCAACGCCGCGUUGCACUCGCGCAAGUCCCAGGGCUACCGGACGCGCACGUCCAAUGAAUUCCGCGACGCCGACGUCGCGCGGGAGCACGCUCUUUUAGUUGCCACUGAUGUUGCGGCGCGCGGGGUUGAUUAUCCAGGUGUUUCAUUAGUCGUACAAGCCGGCACGCCCGACAACCGCGAGCAGUUCGUACAUCGCUCGGGGCGAACCGGCCGCGCGGGCACCGCCGGCGAAGCAAUACUACUCGUGGAGGACUGGGAGUUCGCGCUGGCGAGCGAUAUGCUGUCGGACGUGAAAAUGCUGGACAUAGACGCGACAGAAUUCCUCGACGCCGUGGCCGACGAUUCGCAAAAGGCGAUGAACCGCGUUAUGCCGGACAUACGGAGAAAGGCCUACGUGGGCUGGCUCGGCCACACGAACGCGCGGUGCAAGACGCUCGGCUGGUCGAAGCAGGAGCUCGUCGACCGCGCGAACGCCAUGGCGCGCGAGGACUACCUCCUGCGCGAGACGCCGUCGCUGACGCCGCGCGCGGUCGGCUUCAUGGGUUUGAAGAAAGUUCAAAACCUCCGCGUCGAGAAGCCACCGCCGCGGCAGAACCGCGGCGCGCCGGCGCCUGGGCGCCGCAAGCAGUCUCGGAAGCCGCGGCGCUAGUUUAUAGUUACCUGUAAAGUCUAAUUCGUUCGUAAAUCAUA
Molecule: messenger RNA, 2091 nt
Organism: Pelagomonas calceolata
Lineage: Eukaryota; Pelagophyceae; Pelagomonadales; Pelagomonadaceae
Source: the annotation of a GenBank genome assembly